This is a messenger RNA of Tetrahymena thermophila SB210, 3123 nucleotides long. RefSeq lists its product as hypothetical. The record is from RefSeq and is a predicted model, not a curated record. NCBI's taxonomy places the organism in Eukaryota, Ciliophora, Oligohymenophorea, Hymenostomatida, Tetrahymenidae. The transcript has 4 exons.
UUAUUAUUUUUACCACUUAAAGAAAGAAUGAUAAGACAAGUGAAGAUAAACCCUACUUAAGACAUAUAAAAUCCUCUAAUAAAAUAACUUAAAACUUCAUCUGAUACAUUCUAUAUUCCAAAUAGAUCAAGCUCCUCUGAGUUUAUCAGAACAAUAAAGUAGAAUUCGCCUGAGUAGGUCUAGCAUGUUUCUCCAAUUUAGUACAUUAAUAGUACAGGAUAUGCUUAAUUGAAAUAGAAUAAUGCAGUCAGUGUAAAUUAAGUUGUUGCAGCACCAGGAUAGAAUAAUAAGCAUCGCUCUUUAUCACCUUGUAAUUAAUCACAGACUUCUAAUUAAGUUAAUAUGGUGUUUUUUAAUGAUUCUAUUCAAAAUAUGAUCCACUCCCCUUUAUCUUCGACUUCAAACAGUUUCUACUCUUCUUAAAAUAAUUAGUAGAAUUAAAAUUAAAAGAAAGCUAUAUAGAUCCAAUAAUAGUAAUAAUAAUUAUAAAAUAAUGUAAAUAAAUCUGGCACAUUUUCUCCUGCUUAAGUACCUCUUUAACCCUUAUAAAUAAACAACAACUAGAUAAAUUAGCAGCAAGUCCAAUAAAAUCCUGGUAUUUAGCUUUUAAAAGGAUAGCAAAUUUAAUAAAAUAUCCCACUUUAGAAGCAGACAAUGAAAUUAUAAAACUAAUUUUAAGUUUAGUCUACUUAGUAGAAUGAUUAAAUGGUUUUUGCUCUAGGUGGAAAAGUAAAUGACUUAAGCCAAGAAAUUCAAAGACUGCUAUCUCUUAAUGAGAAACUCAUUUAGGAAGCAUUAUCUUGGAGAUAAAAGUUUGAAUUAUGCAACAUGAGAAAAUAAAUUUUGGAGCAAGAAUUAGAAUAAAGAAAGCUUAUGGUUAAAACCUAUUCUUAAAAUCUUUUACUAAAUGAUGAAGCCACAAAUAUGAAUGAUACUAAUGAAAAAUUAGAAGACUCAUGCUAGUCAUCAGAUCACCAAGACGCGAAAAACUACAAAAAAGCCAAAAAAUAAAAACUAUCUUUUAAUUAGAGCGAACAAGACAUUCCUGAAGAUUCUUAAGCCAGUGAAAAUUAAGGAUAUACAGAAGACUCAACUGAAUAAAUCAAGAAAAAGAGCAGUAAGAACAAAAAGUCAAAUAAGGAUUACAAUUUUUAGCAUAUUGUAAAGCAAAUAAGUUCUUUAGAGAAUUUAAAGAAAAUGAAUAGAGUGGAAGAUUUGCACUAAUAAAUAUAAAAACUGAUAGAAGAAAACUAAAUACUUAAAUAGCAGAUGAGACUAAGUGGAAGUAGUGAUGAAGUUUUUUCAGACUCAAGUUUUGUGCUUGACGAAUAAGAAGAAGAGGAACUUCGUAAACAAUAAAUAAACACAGAAGAAUACUACAAAAAGAUGUCACUAAAGGAGAAAAUAAAGUGGAAGAUUACUAGUCUGUCUACUAGAUGUGCUAAAUUAGAGAAAGAAUUAACAGAAUCAAAAGUUUAAAGCUGGAACUUGCAAAAGUAGCUAUAAUCGUAUGACAGUAAAGAAGAUAUGAGAGGUAUUAUGCUCCAGAAAUAUGAAUAGGAAAAAUCUACUUUACCUGUCAAUUUGCCUAACAAGAUUUUAGAUUAGGAGUACAACACAAAAUCAAGUGUUACUUAGUAGAAACAACUUUAUCAGUUUUUAGAUGGUAACAAUAUAUUUUAUCAUCAGUAAACAAAUUAACUAACACCUAAAAGUAGCACUAAUUUGCAGCCAUCAAAUUAACAAUAUCAAGUCAAUUUUAAUUUUUAAUAAGGCUCUCCAAAGACUAUGAACAACUCAAAUAAUAAUAAGCAUUUAUUUAAUAAUCAACAUUAAAAUUCAUCGCUAGACUAAUAAAGUAAAUAAGAGGGAUCUGAAUACAGAUAUCAUUCAGAUUAGAAUAAAACUUUCAAGAAAAAUGAUUCUUCGUAAGAUUAAAAAUCAUCAACUUCUAGCAAUUCUUAUGCAAAAGAAAUAAUAGAAAAAGCCAUUAAUUAUGCAGGAGAAAGAUAUCCUUAAAUAAACAAUCCUAGCCAGUCAGUUAAAACAAUUGAAUACAACUACAGCUAAUCAUUUUAACUAAAGAGUUAGAGCUUCAAUAGUAAUUCAAAUACUACUAAAUAAUAAAUUAAAGAAAAUUUUAUAAAUUCUGUUGCUGAAUCUUCAAAAUAAAGUGAAUCACAAAAUCAAUCAGGGAUUAUUCCUGUUUCAUAACUAAAGAAUGAUUUUAAGCUAAAUAAUAUGAGUAAAUCUCCGAAUAGUGAUAAAUAUUCAGAGAAAUUUUUGAAUACUCAAAAAUAGGUACAAUAGCAAAAAUCUUAGCAUUAAUUUUUAAAACAAUAAAAGAAUGAUGAAAAUUAUAAUAACAAAACCCUUGGUGAUUUAAACUGCUAGGCUACUAGAGAUGAUAACUAUAAUUUUUCUAAUUUAGAAAUAACAACCAAAUAGUAUCAAUCUGAGAUGCAGAAACUAGCUGAAAAAUAAAAAUAAUAAUUACAAAAACUAUAAGAAAAAGUGCAUGCUAGAGAAGUAUCAAUUAUAAAAGAAAAUGAGUUGAUGAAGCAAGAAUCAGGUAGUAAGAAUAAAUUCAAUUAUGAAUUCUAGAACAUUAAAAAGAUUAGUGCAAACUAAAAAGCUAAUAUCUUACAAUAUAAUCAAAAUCAAUAAUCUCCUUAAUCACCUCUCUCAGAAUUUUAAGUAAAGUGUGCUGGAGGUUCUGUUAACAGAUAUUAAUAGAAUGCACAAGAUGUAAAAAGCUAAAAUAAUUAAAACACUUCACUUCAAGAUAUCAAUUUUUAAAAUUCUGAAACUUAAGUGUCAGCUUACUCUAAAAUGAAUACCGCUCUCACCAUACAAAAUGAUCAUAAAUCAAAUCCUUCUACAAAAUCUUAUAUUAAUUGCAGUAAAAGUGAAGUUAAUAUCUUCAACAGUGGUGAAUAAAGAAUAUUUGAUAAUAAUGAUGAUCUAUAUGCUAGUGCAAAUAGUGAAUCCUUUAGAGUUAACCACAGCUUUAGCGAUAAAGAAAAUUAAUUUUCUUCUAGAAAAAAAAGUUUUUAGCAAUAGCUAUCUCCCUAGUUUGUAUAUUAAAGCAACGAUAGCUUCUAGCCAAAUAACAACUAUUGA